GGAUGGGCGGAGCGACGACGGAGGACGACAAUCGCAGGGAGAUAAACCCACUCUGAAACCAGCAGGGUAGGGGAUAAAAAUAGUGAAAACCACCGUCCCGCUUUCACCCAGAAUUGUUUAUAUUUCAUCACUUCAUCAAAGAGAGGGAGGCCAGCCCAGGAUGAACGGCGAGUCAGGUGCCGGAGUGGUGACGGCCCCCCCUCCCACCACUGCCCCCCACAAGGAGCGGUACUUCGACCGGGUGGACGAGAGCAGUCCAGAGUACCAGAGGGAGAGGAACAUGGCGCCUGACCUGAGACAGGAUUUCAACAUGAUGGAGCAGAGGAAGAGGGUCUCCAUGAUACUGCAGAGCCCGGCAUUUUGCGAGGAGCUGGAGACAAUGAUCCAGGAUCAGCUGAAGAAGGGGAAGACGCCUACAAGCCUGCUGGCUCUGCAGCAGAUCGCAGAUUUCAUGACCACCAGCAUGCCUUCCAUGUAUCCCGCUGCACCACAGGGAGGCAUGGCGUCACUGAACAUGAGUUUGGGGAUGGUGACUCCAGUCAACGAUCUGCGCGGCUCAGACUCGAUUUCCUACGACAAGGGAGAGAAGCUGCUCCGCUGCAAGCUGGCUGCCUUUUAUCGGCUCGCUGACUUGUUCGGCUGGUCCGAGCUCAUCUAUAACCACCUCACCGUCAGAGUGAACUCGGACCAGGAGCGCUUCCUUAUUGUUCCUUUUGGCCUCCUUUACAGUGAAGUUACAGCCUCCAGUCUGGUGAAGAUAAACCUUCAAGGUGAGGUUGUGGACCGGGGAAGCACCAACCUUGGAGUCAACCAGGCCGGCUUCACCCUCCACUCUGCCAUCUACGCCGCACGGCCCGAUGUCAAGUGUAUUGUACAUAUACACACACCUGCAGGUGCUGCGGUGUCGGCCAUGAAAUGCGGGCUGUUACCCAUCUCACCAGAGGCUCUGUCUCUUGGUGAAGUGACCUAUCACGACUACCACGGCAUACUUGUGGAUCAGGAAGAAAGUGCUCUCAUACAGAAGAACCUUGGGCCCAACAGCAAGGUGCUCAUCCUGAGGAACCAUGGCUUGGUGUCAGUAGGUGAAACAGUGGAAGAGGCUUUCUAUUACAUCCACAAUCUGGUCACUGCCUGUGAGAUUCAGGUGCGAACACUGGCUAGCGCUGGAGGGCCAGAUAAUCUGGUGUUGCUGGACCCGGGGAAAUACAAGUCGCGCCCACGGGUCCCUGAGCCAGCUGGGGAUGGGUCAGUAACACACCCCAAGUGGCAAGUCGGGGAGCAGGAGUUUGAGGCUCUUAUGAGAAUGCUCGACAACUUGGGCUACAGGACGGGCUAUCCUUACCGCUGCCCGGCCUUACGAGACAAAGGUAAAAAGUACAGUGACGCGGAGAUCGCUUCCUCCGCCCACGGUGGUUACUCAUACGGGGAGGACAGCGACUCAGGUGCUCGCUCCCCGCUGAAACACAGCUUCCAGCGCGGCCAGCGUGACAAGACCCGUUGGCUCAAUGCCGGCGGUCGCCCUGACGAGCCCUACGAGGACGGGCCCGACGGCAGCAGCCCCAAGUCGAAGCCUAAGGUGUGGACGAACAUAACACACGAUCACGUCAAACCCUUGCUGCAGUCUCUCUCGUCCGGUGUCUGCGUGCCAAGCUGUAUAACCAACUGCUUGUGGACAAAGGAAGAUGGGCUCCGCCAGGCUGCCGCAGCCAAUCAGUUCAUCCCAUUGAACACCAACCCAAAGGAAGUCCUGGAAAUGAGGAAUAAGAUCCGGGAGCAGAACCUGCAGGACAUAAAGACCGCAGGACCCCAGUCUCAGGUUCUGUGUGCAGGCACUGUGGUGGAGCGUUCUUUAAACCAGGACGCCCCUCUGUCUGACUGUACAGACAAUAUUGAUGGCCUCGAUGUGUCCGAGGGGUCCUAUAGUCCUGCUAAAUCAAUUAGAAAGGGUGAACUAAUAACUGCAUCAAAGGCCAUCAUCGAAAAGGAGUACCAGCCCAGGGUUAUUGUCAGCAAGCAGGGCCCCAACCCCUUCACCAAACUAACCGACCAGGAACUGGAGGAAUACCGCAGGGAGGUGGAGCAGAAACAGAAAGGAACUGAAGUGCAGGGUCGAGGCGAUGUUAGGGAGGGAUCAGCCUCCAGCGUACCCGGUCCACAGCCUGAAACGAUGCCGAGGGGUCAGGCCUCGGUCUCCACACCUCGACAGUCUGCAGCUGACUCACCCAGCUUAGAGAAAGCCCAGCCUUCAGCUACAACAGCAGCCUCUGAGCAGGAAUCUUCUUCCCUUGGCCCGUCCAGUGCGGCCGAGCCAGCUCAGAGCGGGGCAGACUGUGCGGGGACAGUAGCAGAUGACGUUUUUUCGACUGCAGAUGAGGUUUUUUCGGCUCCAGAUUCUCCACAUAAGGAGUUCCACUCGGCCGUGCUGCGAGCCCUCAGCAAGGAGCCAUCAGUGGUAGAGGCAGCUAAGGCAGGUCAGGCUCCAGAUCCAGAGCAACAAGUAGAGUCUGAGGAGGAGCCCAAAGGCCCAAAACCCACCUCCACACCACCCAGCACCCCGGUCAGAGCAGAGGAAGAGUCCUUGCCAGAACAAACUUUUAAGGAUGAGAGCGACGCAGCCACCCUGAGACAGACCCUUCCAGAUCUAACACCCGACGACCCAUCCGACGCUCCAGCACUUCCUGCCGAAGACUCCGCCUCGGCCCCUGCAGCUGCAGAAGCAGCCGAGGGGGAGGAACCCGCUGAUGCUGGCGACCAGGAGGGUGACGAGUCUCCCAGCAAGUCACCCUCCAAAAAGAAAAAGAAGUUCCGCACUCCUUCCUUCCUAAAGAAAAACAAAAAAAAGACAGAAUCCUAGAUUGGAGAUUGUUGGAUCGGUCCUCAAGGCUGGCCUCAGCUUCUUUUCAUUUUUGCUUUUUGUCUGCUAUCAUCGCACCCUUCGAGCAAGCCACAGUUACACGCAGUUAUGCUUUUUGUUGUUUUGAUAUCAUUUGUUGCUGGCUUAUUAACCUCUUUUUCCUCGUUAGUGUGUGCCAAUUUUGUAUACAAUGUAAAAACGAUUGCAUAAAGGUUUUUAAUUAUUA
Molecule: messenger RNA, 3080 nt
Organism: Amphiprion ocellaris (clown anemonefish)
Lineage: Eukaryota; Metazoa; Chordata; Actinopteri; Pomacentridae
Gene: add1
Product: adducin 1 (alpha)
Exons: 17
Coding region: 161-2854 (897 amino acids)
Biological process (GO): positive regulation of establishment of endothelial barrier; barbed-end actin filament capping; positive regulation of adherens junction organization
Cellular component (GO): postsynaptic density; plasma membrane; cytoskeleton
Molecular function (GO): actin filament binding
Source: RefSeq, a predicted model, not a curated record